GCCGGGCGGUGCGGUUGUUGGUUGUUGGCUGUGGAGGAAAAGAUGGAUACGCAGCGGGACGUUCGAACUUCCAAACGAAACGGCGGCGCCUGGUCGCUGCUGUCGGCCGGUUCCUCCAUGGCCAUGGAGGUGAAACGCAAGAAGAUCCGGCAGAGCUCGUUAUUCCUCCAGACAGAGAACAAUAACUUACAAGAAAAGCUGGACUUCGAGGUGCGGAUGCGUGAAGGGGCCUAUAAGCUGCUGCUGGCCUGCAGCAAGAGAGAGCAGGUUCUUAACGCCUCCAAGAACCUACUGACCUGCAACGCCAGGAUCAAGGCUUAUUUCACUCAGCUGCAGAAGAAAAAAGAGGAGCAAGACAUGAUGGGAGCAGUCAGGGGACUUUCCGAUCCAGUCUCAGAUGACCGUGUGCCCUGUAGCGGCACAAUUGCAAUGUCUGGGCUGCGUAUUCCCCUCAUGUGGAGCGAUUCACAUCACUUUAACAACAGAGGGAGCUCUCGUCGAGUGGCCUUGUUCUGUGUGAUGCAGAUCGGCUCCGAGGUGUUUGACACAGAUAUGGUGGUGGUGGACAGAUCCGUCACUGACGUCUGCUUUGAGGGAGUCACCAUCUUUAGAGAAGCAGUUCCUCAGUUUGAGCUGAAGGUGGAGCUGUGGAGUUGUGCCCUGGAGGAAGAGCUCACGAUGGUGAACACGCCAAAGAAGUUUGCCAAGAAGCUCCGUAACUCCUUUGGAAAAACUGCUGGGAAGAAGCUCUGCCCCCUGCUGGAGUCUCCGGACCCUGACACCUUCCUGCAGCACAACCCCAUACCCUCAGGAGCCAAGUACAGCCUGCUGGCCCACACCACUCUGCGUCUGCCCGAGGCUGAAGGCAGCUUCCAGUCUCACUCCCUCAUUGUCCUCCAAGACGCUGAGUGGUCCUCGUGGCUCCCACUGUACGGCAACCUGUGCUGCCGGUUGGUGGCCCAGCCUACCUGUAUGACACAGACCAUGAUGAAGGGCUACCUGAGUCAGAAGCAAAGUGUGGGGGGAUUGAACCGCUGCUGCAGUCUGUACUGCGUCCUGAGCGCUGGCUGUUUGUCCUGCUACUUCACCCCCGAGGAAAUUGACGCUAAGGUUCAUCCCACGCUCAACAUAGCCAUCAAUAGGGACACAAGGAUCCGUGUGAUGGAGAAGGAGUCGGCAGGCAAAAGAUCCAGGAGUAUGUCUGUCAUCAACCCUUCACCAGAGGGAUAUGAGACCGUCGUCUUUACCACUGAGACCAGGGAGGAACUGGACGACUGGCUGGACGCCCUCCACCAGCACCUCUAUGACCAGGGCCAGUGGCUGCACUGCUGUGACCGGCUAAUGAAGAUCGAGGUCGCGUCACCACGGAAACCAUCACUCUUCCUCACCAAGCAGGCGGACUCUGUUUACAACGACCUCAGUAUAAAUUCCCCUGGCAAGUUUGAGAGCAUCACAGAUAUUAUCCACAACAAGAUCGAGGAGACAGAUGGUCACUAUCUGAUUGGUCAUGAGGAGGAGACAGAUGUCCCAAACUGGUCCACUCUGUUCAAUGGAUCUAAUUCAGUGGUAGUGCAGAAGAGUAUUCUGUCCCAGAGCAAAACCUCCACCCCCUGUUCAAGCCCAAACCACAACUCCAGCACUACACCCAUCAGCAACAAGAAGCGGCGUGCCCCGCCCCCUCCUCCUGACAGGGAGCCGUAUGCUCCUCCCGCCCGUCCUACCAGACCUCCCCUUCCUGCCCCUCUUCAUCAUCCUCAUCCUCCUCCUUCAUACCAGGAGAAGGAGAACUCCACCACUUACGCCUCUCAGCCGGCCACGAGAUCCAAAACUGGCAGACCAUCCCUGGACGCCAAGUUUUCUGCCAUCAUCCAGCAGCUCCAACGGAACAAUGCAGGAGGAGCCGGGGCCCUCAGCCGGAAAAACGCUCCACUGGGUGUCCUCGAUAUUCAACCGCAAGGCCAGCCUCAGGGCCCCAGCCAGCAGCUGGAGUACCAGAGCCUCCACAGCCAGACCCCUGAAACCACAGCUGAGCCCGGUUUCGUCAGAGCCAGUCACGGCCCCGCUCCUGCACCGAGGGGCAAACUGAGGAAGUCCUUCAGAGAGAGGAUGAACCUUAAACCCUUGUGACAGUGACCUCCGACCAAAUCCGGAUUUAACCGACUAGCGCUACCUUACAACUAAUACACAUAUCUAUAACAACUAACUGUUGUUAGUUCUUCAAAUGAGCUGGGGAACAUUGGAGAAAUGGGAUAUCUGGAUAUAUUUGACUGGAACUUUAUAGGGAUACUGUGAUGAUAUUAUGGGCAUUACUAUUUGUGCAUUACUUAAAUACUAACAGAAUACUUGAUCAUUUUGGGGAAUAUGCUUAUCGCCUUUAUUGCCACGAGUUUUCAAAGUUGAUCAAAACCAAACUGUACACUAAAUAUAAAGCUGGAGCCACGAGAUGGAGAGCUUGACUUAGCAUAACAAUCAGAUAGAGCUGAUAUAAAAAUCACCUCCAAAGCUCACAAAUUAACAUGUUAUAUCUUGUUUAUUUAAUCUGUAUUGAAAAAGGACCAAGUUACAGUUUUGUGGGAGAUUAAGUGCCAGACUCUCUCUUGGCUGAGAGCGGUUCAGCCUUGUCAUCACCAGAAAACUCAAACUGUCUAACAUUCCAGCAAGUCACUGUUUUCUGCCAAGAACAGUAUUGUAUAUAAAUGCCUUAAAACCACAGCUGAUAAUUUGAACACUUUUGUUUUUUGUAAAGAUUAAACCAACAAGAUAUCACUUGUUAAACACUGAGCUUUAGAGGUGCUGGAAGGUGGUUUGGUUACUUUUGAAGGUCUUUGUGCUAAAGUAAGCGUUCCAGCUUCAUUUUGAGCAGAUGCAUAUCAGAGGGGAUCAGCUUAUUUCUCAAAAUGUCAAACUACUGCUAUAACCUAAAGGGAGGGGGAGUGACGUCCCCACCACGUCCAUCACGACAACACAAAUCCCAGUUGACGCCUCAUAUCGCAAUAUCGAUAUUGUAGCGAUACAGCUCCACUCUCUGUUUAUACACUUUCUCAUGUGCAGCUUAACCACACAGAUAAAAUUGGAAGCCGUAUGUUGGCUUGAGCACCGGCAUCAUCAAUCCCACUAAAAUGGGAAAGGCUUAUUUCUCAGCUCUGCCACUGGAACACGGGCCCAAGAAAGAGUCUUUGCAAAAGCACUCAAAUUGGAAUUGAUCCACUGGCCAACUGUGGAGGAGUCAUUCCUUUUGGAACUAUUGACUUAUUCCACUUACUGUGACGACUUUAUGACCACUAUAGCCCAUUUCAAGGGAACAGGAUUUUAGGAGCAAUUGCGAGCACUAAUGUGACUUCUCCAUUUCCCAGCGGUCUUAAUAAUGGAGUGACCUUGGUUUUCUGUAGCCACACAGUGUGUCCAACGUAAUUUAACACCGCAGCCCAAAAAAUGCUCUGAACUUAAUUGAGCAAAUGAGUAUUUUUGAGUGGCUGAAAUAACGAACGCCCUUGUGUCUUUUUUACAUAUCCCAAACUGCCUGCCACUAAAUAUUUGAACCACUUAAAUUAUCAUGUGUUGAAGAAUUGGCUUCAUAAUUAAAUGCAGUGUACAAAACAUUCGCUUUAGCUAGUUUCUCUUGAAAUUGCCUGGGCAGAUAAAGCAGCGUGAUGAAUGCUACAGUCCAAUUUUUUUUUUCUUUUUAUCUCACCCUUGAAAUUCUGUUUAAUCAAAAGGGAGAGAUGCAAAUCUGGGGAGAGGCAGAUUACAGGAGGAUUUAGUUUAAGCCUUGAAAGAAUAGAGAAUGGAUUGUACAAAGGGGGACGCAGCUCAAUAUUAGAGGUGCAUUUAAAUGUCUCCUGUGCUUGGUUAAAUUAGUCACUUUGAUGCUAAAUUCUUUAUAACUGGAAAAAUCAAGGGGAAAAUUGCAGAUAAAUCCUCACAGCUUUUGUUUUUUACUGAUGCGGUUAUAGCUGAAAUCAUCACAACAAUAAUAUUAACCUGCAUCUCAGCUUUGCAUUUACUUAGAAUAAAGCCAGAGGAAAAACAAUACAUUUCAUGUCGGUAUAUAACUGACUCUUACUGUGAAAACGUACAUUUACCUGUGUAGCCCUCAUUAACACCAGCGAUGGAAAAGUUUCUCCUCUUGACAUCGGGGUCGAGGGAGAGCAGGUGAUCUAAUGAGAAGUAAAACGUACAACUGCUUUGUGAUUUAACAAGGUCGGAACAUUCUCACUUUAAUCCUUAGCUAAACUAAUGAGCCAAAUUUAUGUUUUAAAAGUCUUUUCAUUUCUUAAUUACACAACAGCAAUAUCAACAGUAGCAGCCAUUAGCAUUGUUUAUGUUCUACAAUUCCUUCUUUAUAGGAUAAUAGUUCCCUGUCAUCUCAAUUUGACUUUUAAGCACAUUAAUUAUUUAGACUUUAAGUGGAUCGGUUCUUAUGUACUAGAGAAGCAGUGAUGUAUAUUAACCUUGUCUCUUUUGCAGUAUAAUUUGUGACUAGUGCAAUGUUAAGUACUGUAGUUAUUUUUCCUUCCUCUAAAGGUGCAACUUCUCUUCUCUCUGUUCACACUUGUCUCGGAACCUAACUGUAUUUUUCUUAAAUAUUGCUGAUCUGCAAUAAAACAGCCGACAUUCUA
Messenger RNA from Hippoglossus stenolepis (Pacific halibut), 4619 nucleotides. It is a transcript of the gene rtkn2, whose product is annotated as rhotekin 2. The transcript is spliced from 12 exons. NCBI's taxonomy places the organism in Eukaryota, Metazoa, Chordata, Actinopteri, Pleuronectiformes, Pleuronectidae. The coding region runs from base 43 to 2127 and encodes 694 amino acids. The record is from RefSeq and is a predicted model, not a curated record. Gene Ontology annotation, biological process: hemopoiesis; signal transduction; positive regulation of cell population proliferation.